AUGAAAAUCCGCGCGUCCACGCUCGCCGCUGCUGCCUGCCUGGCCGGCACGGCGCUCGCCUGGCCGAUGAGGCAUCAGCAGCAUCAGCAGCAGCAGGGCACCCAGGUGGCACCGCCUUCGACCGUGCACGACCUCUUUGAGGCGGAGAAGACCAACGCUUUGGCGAACCAGGCGAGGGACGGCCCUGGCGUCAACAACACGACGGCGCCGGCUGGGAACUCGUCGACGACGACCACCACCACCACCACUACGACGACCGAGGACACUCCCGGCGGCGGCGCGUUCAAGGAGACGACGACGACGACGACCAACGGCAAUGGCAAUGGCACCACGUCGCAGGUGCAGCCGUACAACGCGACGGCGGAUCCGGCCAGGGCGGCAGCGGCGCCACCCCCCAGCGGGCAGCAGAAGGGCCACGACGCGAAGCAGCAGUUCGCGGAUGGUUUGCUCGGCGGCGCGCGGCACUUGCGCAGGGCUGAGUCUGAUGAGAAGGGCGACGUUAGGAAGAGGGAUGACGGAAUAGAGGAUGAAGGUGAUGAGGCGCCGAUGGGCGACAUGUCGACGAUGAAAGACAUGAGUCCCGAAACGGAGGCUGCUGCGAAGCCCAUGGCCGGCUCAGAUGGCAUGACGGGCAUGAUGGCGAAGGGCCACGGUGACAUGGACAAGCGCAUGGAUUCUUCUUCUUCUCCUCCCCCCGGCAUGAACGGACAUGGAUCGGAAGAGACCAGCAGUGACACCGUCCUGGAGAGGCGCCUCGAGCACUCGGAUGCGGACAACAAAAUGACGGGCAACCACGAUAUCGCACACCAGAUGGCCGCCAUGUCCAACGCUCAAAGCCCCGCCGGAGGGAUGAAGUCAACCUCUCCUUCGUCUUCACCCCCUUCUUCAGAGCCUCAAGGCAAGAAGGAGGGCAUCAUCAUGCCCACCAACGUCACCAAAGUCGACAACAACUGGUCGCCGUCGUCGCCGUCGACCGUGGCGGAAGCCCCUCCCCGGGUGCUGCUCAAGGCGCCGACCAAGCAGCAGCCGAGCCUCCGGCCGCUCAGCAAGCGCGAGAUCGGCGUGCUGGAGCGCUUUGCAACCUACGUGCGGGACCUCAUGGACGCGGGCGACGAGACGAGCGCGAAGCCGGCAGCGUCCAACAGCACCGGCGGCGGCGUGAUGGGCAGGGCGGUGGCCGCGGGUGGUGGUGGUGGUGGCGGCGGCAACUUGACGAAUACGACCGCGGCGGCGGAGGGCACCGAGCGCGACGACAGAAUGGACAAGGUUCGUGAGGCGAUCCUGGAGAGGCUGGCGCAGGGGAUGGACGAGGAGCGGCAGCAGUCAGGGGAAGGCCCUGAGAAGGAGGAACAGGAGGAGAAGAAGAAGAAGAAGAAGAAGAAGGACAAGAUGAUUGAGCGACGUCAGGACGUGUCUAUGAAUGGGAUGGAUGGUGGCGGCGACGGCGGCGAUGACGGCGGCGAUGACGACUCCUAA
Messenger RNA from Purpureocillium takamizusanense, 1476 nucleotides. RefSeq lists its product as uncharacterized. NCBI's taxonomy places the organism in Eukaryota, Fungi, Ascomycota, Sordariomycetes, Hypocreales, Ophiocordycipitaceae. The record is from RefSeq and is a predicted model, not a curated record. The transcript has 2 exons. Bases 1 to 1476 code for a protein of 491 amino acids.